Messenger RNA from Tetrahymena thermophila SB210, 2040 nucleotides. Its product is annotated as ankyrin domain protein. Lineage: Eukaryota; Ciliophora; Oligohymenophorea; Hymenostomatida; Tetrahymenidae. The record is from RefSeq and is a predicted model, not a curated record. Gene Ontology annotation, molecular function: protein binding. The transcript is spliced from 10 exons.
AUGUCGGAUUAAAAGAAUUAGGAUCUUCUAAAGACUUCUUUGUGCUUUAGAAAGUUAACUGAUUAAAAAUCUAGAGGCAAUUUUAUGAUUAUUGAAGAAGUUAUAGCUGGACAUAUUACUAAAAUUAAUGAGCAUUUUUAAAAACUCGAAAAGAAUGGCCAAACUAUUGAAAUAACUAGAAUUUGCAACUCCAUGGAUGCUGAAGGAAAGACUCCUCUUUUCUAUGCAUGCUAUUACAACUUUUAGAAUCUUGUGAUGUAUUUAUUGAUGAAAGGUGCUGAUCCUUACAUUACUGCUUAAAAUGGAUAAAAUGUAUUCCACUUAUGCUGCUUUAUGGGACAUACUGAAUGCAUUGCAUUGAUAUUAAAUUUUGAGCGUCAUAAAGACAGAAUUAAAUUAUUUUAGGAUUUAAAAUAAGAAAUGAAACAAUACUAUUUUAAAAGAACUGAUGUUAGAAGCGGUGUCUUAGUAUCUCCUGAUAAACACAAUCCACUUGUUUAAGAAAGAUUUUAAAUAUUCAGAAGCUCUAUCAAAAAUGUAUUUAAGGGCUUCUUGAACACUAUCUUUAAUAGAAUUAGAGAAGCUAUCACUGCUUCCGAUGAAUUACAACGCAAUCCCAUACAUUAUGCCUCACUAAAUAAAUUUACUAAAUGUCAUAAAUCUGCUAGAUAUUUAAUAGAAUAUGGAUUAGAAUUAACUGGAUACCAACCUUUCGAAGAUCUUUUUAAUGAAGUUUCUCUUCUAGAAUUAAAUAAAGAAAUAAGAAUUGAUCCAAGAUAAUAUCUCCCAUCUCUUGAUAUGGUUAAAAACUUUUUAUUGCCUCAGGAAUACAAAGAACUUGAAAAGAACUUUAAACACUAACUUAAAAACUUAAUUUUGCAAGUAAUUAAUUCUUAAGACAAUGAAGGAUAUACUCCUUUACAUUUAGCUUCAUUUUAUGGAGACUUUGCUUCAGUUUAAUUCUUUUUGAAGCACGGUGGUGAUCCCAAAUAAGUAGACACCAAGAAUAGAAAAGAAGUUUUAGACUAUGCAUAAAAUGAUUAAGUUAGAAAAUAUUUGAUUGAUUUAAAAGAUGCAACUAGAAAGGGGGAUGAUAAAAGCUUUAAUUUUUUAGUUAACUGCGGACAUUAAGUUAAUGGAAAAAAAACAAUAUUUGGCAUUGCUCCAAUUCAUAAUGCAAUUCAGUUUGUAAAUUAAUCUAAAAAUGAUUAAAUUCUAAGAAGUGUCGUUAAUUGUGAUGCUGAUGUAAACAUAACUGAUUCUAACGGCUGGACUCCUCUUCAUUAUGCUUGCAAAAAUGGAGACUUAGAAACUGUAAAAUAUCUUUUGUCUCAAAACGCAGAUGUUUACAAAUUUUCUAGCAAAGGAUAUUAACCUAUUCAUGUUGCUGCUUUGCACAACAGACCAGAUGUGAUUCAAUAUUUAUUAGAAAACAAAGCUGACAAAGAAGCCAGAACAGUUCAACAAUUAACUCCUCUUCAUCUUGCCGCUAAAAAGGGUAAUAUAGAGUCUAUGAGAGUUUUAUUAGAUAAUUAAGCUGAUAGAUAUGCAGUUGAAGAAAGAAAUUGGACUCCUCUUCAUUUUGCAGCAUUUUAUUAUCACAAAGAUGCAGUUUAACUCUUACAAGUGUAUGAUGCUGACUAUGAAAAGUUAAAAUAUAUGACUAAUUCUUAAGGAAAAACAGCCAAAUAAAUCGUGACAAAUGAAGAAACAAGAUUCGCCUUGUUUACUUUAUGGAAUGCAGCAAGAGAAGGAAACUUGGAUGUUGUUAGAAGAUUAACAACUCUUGGAAAUGAUAUCGAUGGAUAAACAGUUUAUAAUAGAAUGACUCCCUUGAUGUUUGCAGUUUAAAAUUAGCAUUACUUGAUUGUUAAAUUCUUAGUUGAAAAUGGGGCAAAUAGUGGAAUAUAAGACGCAAAUGGAAAAACAGCUUUUGACUAUGCAAAUGAAGUUAAAAUUAUGGGCAAUCAGCCUGAAGACGAAUAAAAAAAGAUUACAAAAAAUAAAAUUAUAGGAUUGCUAAAUGGCAACUUAUAUUGA